This is a messenger RNA of Leucoraja erinaceus (little skate), 2002 nucleotides long. RefSeq names its product phytanoyl-CoA 2-hydroxylase (gene phyh). Gene Ontology annotation, biological process: fatty acid alpha-oxidation. The transcript is spliced from 9 exons. The record is from RefSeq and is a predicted model, not a curated record. Gene Ontology annotation, molecular function: phytanoyl-CoA dioxygenase activity. The coding region runs from base 112 to 1116 and encodes 334 amino acids. NCBI's taxonomy places the organism in Eukaryota, Metazoa, Chordata, Chondrichthyes, Rajiformes, Rajidae.
GUCGCCCUGGCGUCUCUCAACCCCGGCCCCGUCUCCCCGGAGAGUCUGUAGCCGCGGGAGUGUCUGUAGCCCCGGGAGUGUCUGUAGCCCCCGUCCCCGUCUACCCGGGCAAUGGCAUCGACCGCCAGACUGCAGCUCAUCCGCCGGCAUCUGCACCCAGACCUUCAACUCUCUCCUACCGCUGCGGGAGGAACUUCAACUUCCUCUCCAAGAACUUUCCGCUACACUGUGGACAAUAGUUACCUGACCCCGGACCAGAGGCAGUUCUAUGAGGAAAACGGAUUCCUUCACGUUAAGAAGUUGGUUUCUGAUGAACAUCUGGAGAUUUUCAGAGAGGAGUUUGGAAGGAUCUGUCGUAAGGAAGUUGUGGUCCCAGGAUUAACGGUGAUGAGGGAUGUGGGCAUCGCAAAGACGGAGUAUGUUCCCGGUCAACAGGCUGUGUCCAAGAUCCAAGAUUUCCAAAGCAAUGAGAUACUUUUUGAGUAUUGUUGCCUACCAGAGAUCUUGAAGUACGUGGAGUGUUUUACCGGCCCUGAUAUAAUGGCGAUGCACACAAUGCUCAUCAACAAACCUCCCGACUCUGGCAUGAAGACAUCACGCCAUCCGCUGCACCAGGACCUGCAUUAUUUCCCCUUCCGGCCGGCGGAGCAUAUCGUGUGCGCUUGGACGGCCAUGGAGAGGGUUCACCGCGACAACGGGUGCCUGGUGGUGUUGCCGGGGACACACGUGGGCAGCCUGAGGCCACACGUCUACCCCGACUGGCCCGGCGGCGUCAAUAAGAUGUAUCACGGUAUCCACGGUUACGACCCCAGUCACCGCCGGCUCCACCUGGAGAUGGACAAGGGCGACACGGUCUUCUUCCACCCCGUCCUCAUACACGGCUCCGGGACCAACGUGACCAGCGGCUUCCGGGGGGGGGCAGGCAAGGCAAUAUCCUGCCACUACGCCAGUGCGGACUGCAACUACAUCGACGUGAAGAACACCAGCCAGGAGAACAUCGAAGAAGAGGUUCUGGAAAUAGGGCGCAGGAAAUACGGCAUUAGCAAAGACACGCCUUUGGCAGAUAUCUGGCGUUUCAAGGGUCGUCUUGUACAAGGAGAGAGAACCAACCUGUGACCUUGUUCUGGGGAUGGAAACUGUACACUGGUGGUGCAUGUACUUUGCACUCUUUCCAGUGACUAACUCAUUACUUUUCUUUGCAAAUAAUAAUCUACAUUCAAUGUAUUUUUGGUAUAGUCUCGACCCGAAACGUCACCUAUUCCCUCGCCCCACAGAUGCUGCCCCACCCGCUGAGUUUCUCCGGCAUUUUUGUCUACCCUUUUUCCAGCAUCUGCAGUUCUUUCUUAAACAUGUUUAGGUAGAAGGGAGAAACAAAAUGCUGGAGUAACUCAGCGGUUCAGGCAGCAUCUGUGGAGAAGGGACGGGCGAGACCCUUCUUCAGAUUCAAUUGUUUAAGAAUUGUCUUUUCAGAGUUUACAUCAAUGUUUACAGUUUAAAAAACCUAGGCCUGCAGAAACACCCUGAUAAUCCAGUAUGCUUGGGACUGAGACUCAGGACAAUUUUCAUUUGCUGCCUUUGAGAUUUGCGCAGUAUUAUAUUACAUUUUCGAGUGAGGUCUUAGAGUCGUGCAGCGCGGACUGGGCAACCUGGACAAUGACACGUUGGCCUGGCUCGGGUCAACGGAGCUGCAGGUCUACAAGACACACGCCGACCAAGAUACCUCAUCUAAGCUAAUCCCAUUUGUCCAUGUUUGACCCAUAUCCCUCUACACCCAUCUGAUCUAUGUACCUGUCCAUUGGUCCAGCACAGUGGCGCAGUGAGUAGAGCCGUGACUCACAGCGACAGAGACCCGGGUUCCAUCCUGACUACAGGAGCUGUGAGUGUGAGUGUGUGUGUGUGUGAGUGAGUGAGUGUGUGAGUGUGUGUGAGUGAGUGUGUGUGUGUGUGUGUGUGAGUGUGUGUGUGAGUGAGUGUGUGUGUGUGUGAGUGUGUGUGAAUGAGU